AUGAAGCGACGUUUGGUCGACGGGAAGGAGGACAUUUGGCUCAAUGGAGCAAGGCAAGUGGAAACAGAAGCUCCGAUGGGGGUUUUGGCAGUGGUGCUUGAUAGAAGAAGAGGAACGAAUCUCCUGUGGUUCACGAAGAGACAGGCAGCAUCUGAGCUUAUAAAGACUAAUUUGGAGCUAACUCUUGAACAAUACAGACCAAUCGUGUUGUCUAUUUUUCAUUUUCCAAGUUUACCCUCAGCACGGUGGCCCCUCAGUUUACAGGGUCCGGUGAAGCAUAUGCAUAUGUUGGAUGAUAAAAAACACCAUACCUACAUAUGUAUUUGGGUUGGAAGGUUUGGAUGCCGGCUUAACAUCGGUGUUGGAAUCGAUGGAAUUCUGUUUGGAGUUGCGGGGUUCGGAAGCUUGUGCUUUGGAGGACUUCGCAAAAGCUAUCAAUCUAGUGCAUCUCAGGAAGGAUCUUGUGGAAAGUGGUCAUGUGUUACUAAACCAUGCUUAUCACAAUCAAUAAGAAUACGAAAGGUAGAACCAGACUCAGUGAUUCCGACAGAAUUGGAAUCAGUGAUUCCGACAGAACCAAAACCUUACAAAAACUUCAAAUGA
This is a messenger RNA of Lactuca saligna, 603 nucleotides long. The record is from the annotation of a GenBank genome assembly. NCBI's taxonomy places the organism in Eukaryota, Viridiplantae, Streptophyta, Magnoliopsida, Asterales, Asteraceae.